This is a messenger RNA of Diabrotica balteata, 942 nucleotides long. Lineage: Eukaryota; Metazoa; Arthropoda; Insecta; Coleoptera; Chrysomelidae. The record is from the annotation of a GenBank genome assembly.
AUGGACAUUUUCGGGGAUAAAGUGAUGAUAUGAUGGCCGAGUAAAACGAAGAAAUCGUCAAAGAAAGAACCGAAUAAAGAGAAAAGCGAAGAUGAAAAUUCAAGUACUGUCGGUUCUGCCAGUGUGAUCAAUUCAGAGGCAGAAGACUGUGAGGAAGGAGCAAACGUACAGGAGACAGUCGAGAAACAAAAGCCGGAGACGAUGAAGAGAAACAGUAGGCGAAAGGAGGCACCAAACAAUGCAAAGUCGCGUGCGAGUGAUCAAAGUUGUGAUGUUAUUAAAAGCAGGAUGAGUAAAAGUAGAGGAAAAAGGUUGUGUGACUUAGCUAUGGCCAGCUCAACAUACAUUAGUAGUGGUGUGGAAUGGGAAAAUAUUAUUGAAAAUGCGCCAAUUGUUUUAUUGGAGAAUAGUGAUAUUCAAAUUCCAGCAAAUUCUGUUGAUACAACAAACAUUACAAAUUUGCUUUCAGAUUCAGAAACUUUUAUAGAAGCUGAAGUAAAUACGUUGGAACUACCUGAUUUGGGAACAAAUAUGACAAUGGAGGUCGUAUUGGACAAUAAUCCUGAAUUAGCCAGCUAUAAUUCACCCAAGGCCCUAGUAUUCAACCAGGAUGUCCACAGUAAUUUAACGACUUUCCUGGAAGGCUUAGAAAAUAUAUUUAAAAGCUACGGGCUGGACAAGAAAGACGAUGAGGUUAAGGUGGCUAUCUUGUUAAACAUUGCUGGUCAAGAAGCUCAGAAGAAAUUUAAAAAUUUCAGUUUAAGUGAGGAAGACAAAAAAAAGUUCGAGGUGGUUGUAAAUGUAUUAAUGGAGUACAGAACAACUCCUUUAACAGGAAUUGGAUUAUCCCCAUCUGAACUUCUCAACAACAGGGUUCUUAUGAAAGCUAUUCCGGUAUCUCAAAAAGUUCUAUCUAAAAAACCCAUAGUUGAAAUAGAUUAA